GUCAAACUCCAGUCCUUGGCCGUUUUACAUUGUUUAUUGUUGGAGAUAAAACUGGUUAUUGAUAACUGGAAUGUCAUGAUAAUUACAGCCUCUGUGCGCAGGAUUAUUGGUGUACUUCCUAUUUCCGGUGUAAUUCAAGCAGAGCUAAACCACCGAGAAAGAACUCGCACAACCAGACUCACCUGUCAGGUGAGUCUGGUUCCUCUCAUUGCUCCCUCCUUCGCUGGGACGCGCACGAUCAGUUUUCGGCAGACUAUCACCUGUUAAGGAUUGAAGUUUGAUACGACUGCUAGAAGGAUGGCUGCUGUCGCGAAACGACAUGCCUCCGACAACAAUGAGUUCCUGGAUGGAACCAGCAGCUCCAAGAAGCCUGGACACGUAGCUGCUCUGAUUCUGGCCCGCGGUGGAAGCAAAGGGAUCCCGCAGAAGAACAUCAAGCCUCUGGCUGGGGUCCCCCUCAUCGGCUGGGUGCUGAGAGCGGCCAUCGACUGUGGGAAGUUUGACAGUGUCUGGGUGUCAACAGACCACGAUGAGAUUGAAAAAGUUGCCAAAUCCUGGGGGGCCAAAGUCCACCGCAGGAGCCAGGAAGUCUCCAGGGACUGCUCCACUUCUCUGGAGACCAUAAAGGAGUUUCUCGAGAUACACUCAGACGUGACGGUGGUCUGUAACAUCCAGGCUACGUCUCCGUGUCUCCACCCAUCUCACUUACAGGAGGCCCUGAAGAAGAUCACUGAGGAGGGAUUUGACUCCAUCUUCUCUGUGGUCCGGAGACACCAGUUCCGCUGGAAGGAGGUCAAGGAGGGAAGUGACCAAUGCACUCAGCCGGAGAAUCUGGACCCUAAGAAUCGUCCGCGGCGUCAGGACUGGGAUGGAGAGCUCUAUGAGAACGGCUCGUUUUACUUCGUCACCACAGACCUCAUCAUGAAGAAGGGAUGCUUGCAGGGAGGUAAGGUCGCCUACUUUGAGAUGGAGCCGCAGCACAGCGUGGACAUCGACAUAGACAUCGACUGGCCCGUGGCAGAGCAGAGGGUUUUCAGGUACGGUUACUUCGGCCGGGGAGUGUCCAUGAUGUUCUGUAAGGUCUCCGGAUGUUUGACCGAUGGAAAGGUCUUUCUGUCCGUGUUUGGAGAGGACUCGGUCUCUAUCCACACUAGAGACACAGCAGGGCUCAGGAUUCUGCAGAAAGAUGAUGUGAAGGUGGUCCUGCUGAUCUCAAAGGAGGACCUUCUGAUGAAAUCGCUGAUUACAAAACUGGAGAAGAUGACUGGCUGUGAGGUCAUGACGGUCGGAGAGGAUCCACUGAAGGAUGUCCAAUCAGUAGUGGAGAAAAAUAAGCUGGACUGGAAGGAUGUGGCCUACAUGGGAAACGAUACGGCAGACGCCAGCUGUCUGAAACUGGCCGGUCUGAGCGCAGUACCUGCAGACGCUCCACCAGAAGCCGCUCAAGCUGCCAAGUACACCUGCAAGAACGCCGGAGGGGGGGGAGCCGUGAGAGACUUCGUUGAACACGUGUUGCUGCAGAAGGAGCAGGCCAAAGCCCAGAUGAAGCAGGACCGGAUUGACCGCAACAACUUCUGAUAGCAGCCUACAGGAACGACAGUCAUUAGGGCACAUUUAUAGGAAGCUCAGGGACAGUGAUCACCAUGAGCAGCUCUGCAGAAUCACAGUGGCUUAGAAAACAUACAGUGUUCAGAGUCAGACGUGUCGUUACAGAGAACAUCAUCCUGCAUUCGCUGCUGAUAAUUAACACUAAAAGCUGAACAUCAUCCUGUCUUUGCUGCUUAUUCUUAACACUAAAAGCUGAACAUCAUCUUGUCUUUGCUGCUUAUUCUUAUCAUUAAAAGGUGAACAAUUCAAAUCUCCUUAAA
Messenger RNA from Girardinichthys multiradiatus, 1868 nucleotides. RefSeq names its product N-acylneuraminate cytidylyltransferase-like. Lineage: Eukaryota; Metazoa; Chordata; Actinopteri; Cyprinodontiformes; Goodeidae. The record is from RefSeq and is a predicted model, not a curated record. Gene Ontology annotation, molecular function: N-acylneuraminate cytidylyltransferase activity. The transcript has 10 exons. Bases 298 to 1578 code for a protein of 426 amino acids.